This is a messenger RNA of Bufo bufo (common toad), 2000 nucleotides long. RefSeq names its product patched domain-containing protein 3-like. The transcript has 6 exons. Lineage: Eukaryota; Metazoa; Chordata; Amphibia; Anura; Bufonidae. Gene Ontology annotation, cellular component: membrane. The record is from RefSeq and is a predicted model, not a curated record. Bases 1 to 1254 code for a protein of 417 amino acids.
AUGGGUCAAAAGAAGGAUUUGACAGGCUCUGAAAAAUCAAAAACAAUAUUAAAAAUGCCUCAAUGUCGGACAGACUGUAUUCAGAGACCUCUGUCUCUUGGCUUUGGUGGUCUUGGUAAGCUGGUGGGAAGGUACCCCUGGUGGUUCCUAGCAAUUCCUUUAGUUUUAUCUGCUGGGUUGGGGGCUGGUUUUUACUUUUUACCUCAGAGACAAGCGAAUGACAUAGAGGAUCAGUUCACACCAACUGGAGGGACGGCUAAAAGUGAAAGAGAAUUUGUAAAGUUGCAUUUUCCCACCAAUGACUCAGGGCAGUUUUCCGCACAGCAACUGUACACAGAAGGUACGUUUGUGUCUCUCUUAGCCGUCAGCAAGUCUGAUAAUGUCAUAAAUGUUAACACGUUCAGAGAGCUCAUGCAGCUGGAUGAGAUGGUGCAGAACUUCACAAUCCAACUAUCUGAACCUGGUGCAGUUCUUAGUUUUCAGCAGUUGUGUGCACAGGACCAGGAUAUGCAAUGUAUCCCAGCUAAUCCGCUCCUAUCUUUAGUAAAAGAUAAUGUCAGUUUAAUAGAAACAAUACGUAUAACGUACCCCAUGCUGCAAGGAAGAAUUUUUCUAGGCCAGUACAUAGGUGGGGUGAUAUUGGAUUCAGACAAAGUCUUGCAGAAAGCCAAAGCAUUAAAGUUAAUGUACUACCUAAGAGAAGACGGCAAGGAGGACCAGGAUGAUAGCCUGCAAUGGAUCAAUCACUUCAUCAAAUCCAUCUCAGAAAAUGUAGACAAACUACAACUGAAGAAUAUACAGGUAUCUUACUUCUCAUCAGUAUCAAGGCAGCAAGAAUUUGAAGGCAUAACAUCAUCUGUGAUUCCACUGUUUUCUAUAACGUACUUUAUUACCAUCUUCUUUUCAAUUGUGUCAUGCAUCAGACUUGAUUGUGUGAGGAACAAAUCCUGGGUGGCUGUCUUUGGAGUCCUUUCUUCUGGAUUAGCUGUUCUCUCCAGUUUUGGCCUUUUAUUAAUUUGUGGAGUGCCUUUUAUUGUCACUGUUGCAAAUGCUCCAUUUCUUAUUUUAGGUGUCGGGGUGGACGACAUGUUCAUUAUGAUUUCCAGCUGGCAACAAACUAAAGUAAAGGAUAAAGUUGAAGAAAGGAUGGCAGAGACGUACGCUGAAGCCGCUGUCUCCAUAACAAUCACAACACUCACAGAUGUUCUAGCUUUCUACAUUGGAAUUCUGACCUCUUUCCGAAUAUGGUCCUAGAGUUAUGGUUGUGGUGACUGAGGAGGUUUCAUACUGGGAUUCCGAUGUCCAGAGUAAAAUUGACAGGUGCCUGGAGUCAUUUAUAAAUAACUCCUACGUUAGUGAGUCUUUCUCGGAGUCCUGGUUGAAUGCAUACAGAGGGAUGGCUAACCAGAUGAACUUGAACAUUAGUGACAAGAGCAACUUUAUCGAUCAUUUGUCAAUAUUGUUUAGGGGAUUUCCAGAUUUUAAACAAGACGUGGACAUACAGUCAGGAGCUAUAAGAGCUUCUCGUUUCUUCAUACAGACGGUAAAUGUUACUUCAGCAGUGGAUGAGAGAGACAUGUUAAACCAAGUCAGGGACACAGCAAAGAGCUGUGAGAUCCCGCUUCUUGUAUAUCAUCCAGCAUUUAUAUAUUUUGACCAAUAUGCUGUAAUCAUAGAGAACACCAUACAGAAUGUUGCUGUUGCUGCAGGUGCCAUGCUUGUGAUCUCGCUCCUCCUAAUUCCAAACCCUCUGUGCUCCUUGUGGGUGACAUUCACCAUAGCUUCUAUCAUAGUGGGUGUUACUGGUUUCAUGGCUUAUUGGGAUGUUAACUUAGAUUCCAUCUCCAUGAUCAACCUUGUCAUCUGCAUUGGAUUCUCUGUAGACUUUUCUGCUCACAUUACAUAUGCUUAUGUCUCCAAUCACAAAGCCAAAGGAAAUGAAAGGGUAAUUGAUGCUUUACAUUCUCUGGGUUAUCCUAUAGUACAGGGGGCUGUAUCCA